UGAAGAAUUCAUCUUCAAAAUGAAAACUGUUUAUUGGUCGCUGUUUUUAUGUUCUCUCGUGGUUAUCAUACUAAAACCAGCUGAAGUGGACUCGGUGAUUAAUUGCCAUGUCUGCAACUCCAACUACAAUGCAUCGUGCGCUACCGUGAGUAAAUCAUCAACGGAUUACUUAGAAGCCUGUCUACCCGGUGAACAAUUAUGUAGACUGGUAGUCCAGACAGUUGAUGAUAUUACACAGAGGACAAUUCGAGAGUGUGCAGAAACUGGUUCACUUGGUUGUAAAAGAGUAGCAAGUACAAUAUCUGAUUUGGAGGGAAUCACGUGCCAUUGUAAUACAGAUGGAUGCAACAAUGCCCCAUACAUGAACGCAAACUUGACGGCCAUCGUGACAGCCUUCGUUAUGUGUAUUAUUGCUACAAGGCUCCACCAUUAAUGGCAAUCUUGGACAAUAGAUUUCAAAAAGCAACCAAAAAGAACUAAAAACUAUAUACAUAAAUUUGUGGCUUUGAGAAAAUUAAACUAUGUACAGCCUUUGCUCGUAAAUAAACUGGACUUCAUAUAUUUAAUGGAGUCUUGGUUUUGAUUGUCUGUACGUGUACAUGACCAUGAGUUUGUAUUAUUAUAUACCCCAAAUGUAUUCUAGAUGCUCAUUGGCUUAUUCAUGGCCACAUGAUAUGAAAUAGAUGAACUAAUUCCCUGCAAAGUUCUAAAGCCCUGCUAUCAGGGAAGAUGAAAUGUACUAUCACCAAUUAGGUCAUGUGACCAGUCAUUAGUAGGGGUCACACGGUUUGAGAUUUCUCGGUUCGGUUCGGUUAUUGUAUUUCACAGUUCGGUUCGGUUCUGAUUGCGGUUCUCACG
Molecule: messenger RNA, 858 nt
Organism: Owenia fusiformis
Lineage: Eukaryota; Metazoa; Annelida; Polychaeta; Sabellida; Oweniidae
Source: the annotation of a GenBank genome assembly